Erpetoichthys calabaricus (reedfish) is the source of this 2187-nucleotide messenger RNA. It is a transcript of the gene zic6, whose product is annotated as zic family member 6. Gene Ontology annotation, cellular component: nucleus. The record is from RefSeq and is a predicted model, not a curated record. Gene Ontology annotation, biological process: regulation of transcription by RNA polymerase II; central nervous system development. The transcript has 2 exons. The coding region runs from base 186 to 1874 and encodes 562 amino acids. NCBI's taxonomy places the organism in Eukaryota, Metazoa, Chordata, Cladistia, Polypteriformes, Polypteridae. Gene Ontology annotation, molecular function: DNA-binding transcription factor activity, RNA polymerase II-specific; RNA polymerase II cis-regulatory region sequence-specific DNA binding.
UUAUAUUACACCAUGGCCUGUUUGGAAGCAUUUUACUACCUCGAUUAUUGCUGCAAAUCAAGAGGGCAAAGUACGGCAUGGGACGCAUACCGCCUCUAAGAAACUUGAGUGUUUCUGCAGCUACUACAGCCGCUGCCUCGCCAGAGUUCAGCAACUUGACGUACAGAUGAUAUAUUACCGGGAAAAUGGAAAGCACCCUUUCUAGGCAGAUCCCAAGCAUGAGAUUGGUUGACUUCGCAGGUUCACAGCCACAUGCACAGCACAAUAUGACCAGCCUGUCGAGGUUUAGUGGCUGCCCUCUUCCGUGCGUGUACCCUGGGGAAAGCAAUCCUGAACCCAGCAUGGUACUGCCAUCUUUGGCAGGGGGGCACAUGGCGCACCCCACUGGCAGCUCCUUAAAAAUCGGCCCCUCGCACAGUUUACGCCAGUAUCCCGAGGCGAGGUCCACUGCUUAUGUUGGUUACUCAGUCCCCCAACCAGCAGACUCUGGAUACACUAGUCAACGCAUAGCACAUACUAGGGAUCUGAUCACUGGAGGAGAUCUGGCCGGAUCCACCAUGCCACCAGUCACUGAUCAACUGGCGACAAGAGCCUCCCAUCAUGGCAUCAUUGGAAGGUAUCGAGACCUGUCCAACUCUAGGGAUGGCCGAAAUCACGCUUUCUUUACCGCAAUCCACGAACAGGCCCGUAGCUCGACCUCUGCUUCUCGAGAACUCAGUAGCCAAGUAAUUUUAGGUCUGCCUGGCGACCUCAUCCAGAGAUCUCAUCACUAUGGUCAGGCAACUGGUAGCUCGAGGGACAGCAGGCAGUUUGUCACUCAACUUUUAAAUACUUAUAAACCGAUGAACAUGUCCAUUCAGAGAGGAUCAGAAGUACUCUUCAGGCGAUCCAGACAAAAUGUCAAGCGGGAACUCGUUUGCAAAUGGAUUGACAGCAAAGAUUCACCUGGUAAAAGACCCUGCGGAAGGAUUUUUGGCAGCAUGUACGAACUGGUCACUCAUGUCACCGUGGAGCACGUCGGCGGACCCGAGCAAGCUGACCACGUCUGUUACUGGGAGGAAUGUGUUCGAGAGAAGAAGCCCUUUAAAGCGAAAUACAAGCUGGUAAACCACGUCAGAGUGCAUACAGGGGAAAAGCCGUUUCCAUGCCCCUUUCACGGCUGCGAAAAAGUUUUUGCCAGAUCAGAGAAUCUCAAGAUCCAUAAGAGAACGCACACAGGUGAAAAACCCUUCAAAUGCGAGUUCGACGGCUGCAGCCGAAGAUUUGCCAACAGUAGUGACCGGAAGAAGCACUCUCACGUUCACUCCAGCGAUAAGCCGUAUGUCUGCAAAGUUAGGGGUUGCGAGAAGUGUUACACGCACCCCAGCUCUCUCCGCAAGCAUAUGAAGCUGCAUUGUAAGUCCCUACUGUCUAAACCACAAGGGGAAAAAGAAGACUACAGUCAGUAUAAAUCCACCGCUCCUGUGGGCCGAGAAAGCGAAUCCCCGCCACAUUCUCUGGGACUAUAUAGCGCCCCGCAGGAGAUGCCCCCUGGCGGUGAUCUGUUGGACUCUCCAGGUGCCCAUCCUCGAAACACAUCUUCCCUGUGUCCACCUUUCCACCUGCCACUCGAAAACUUCUUGGACCUUUCAUCACCUCAUCACCACCAGUCAACUUCAGACGCUUUGGUUUUACCCAGAGGUCAUUUCAGAACAGAGGCGACAUUAUCUCCAAACACGCCUUGCAGUAUUUUGACUCCAAAAGCCCCAUCACGGAAUAUGUCAUCGCAGGGAGCUACAUCUUUAUACAAAGGCCUCAUCAAUGGCUGGUACACUUGCCAGAGUGUGGAGUCAUGUGCUCCAAAACACUACAGUCACGAUGUCACUUCGGUCUGAAGCUGCUUAAGCCCAAAAGUUACAACGGAAUCAUUGAAUUUUGUGAAGGACAUUUCACGUCCGUGCUUUACGUGAUGCACUAAAGGUGUGCUAAUGUAUUAUGCAUCAUGGUGUUAGCACGACGACAGAGUUCACAUUUAGACAUUUCUUUCUCGCAGCCAAACCCACAGAAUAGACUGAAUAUAUGGAAUUAUAUUGACGUUCUAAACACAGCUGUUUCAGUAUAACCGUUCGUUUUCAACAUCAGUAGCCUGUUUUAAAAAAUGUUAUGUAAUGUUUAAUAUUGUAUGAUCCCCCCCAACCCCCCCCCCCC